Messenger RNA from Zymoseptoria tritici IPO323, 1285 nucleotides. RefSeq lists its product as uncharacterized. Lineage: Eukaryota; Fungi; Ascomycota; Dothideomycetes; Mycosphaerellales; Mycosphaerellaceae. The coding region runs from base 34 to 1017 and encodes 327 amino acids. The record is from RefSeq and is a predicted model, not a curated record. The transcript is spliced from 3 exons.
GACAAGAGACAACAGUUUGAGAAAAUCAUUGUCAUGGGGAUGCCAGAGCGACACGACAAAAGAGACGCCCUUACACUAGCCGCUUCCCUCUCGGACCUUGAGUUCGAAUGGGAAGCAGGUGUUGACGGCUCCGCCAUCGUUGAAAAAGCGAAGCCGCCCAUAAUGGACAAAGAAUUGACGUUGAGCAACAAAACUUUGGGUUGCUGGAGAGCUCACAUGAACGCUUUGCAACGGGUUGUCAAAGAGAAUAUACAGACGGCCCUCAUCAUGGAAGACGAUGUAGACUGGGAUGUCAACAUCAAGCAACUCGCUUUGAAUUUGGCUCACGGCACCAAAUACAUCGAAGGUUCGGAGAACAGAGCCACAAGAUCGCCAUACGGCGAUGACUGGGAGCUGCUAUGGCUUGGCCACUGCGGCAUGAUGAAGAAGCCCGAGCCCCUGGCGCGCUAUUACAUCACCGACAACGACCCGACCGUCGUACCACCGAGUCACUUUCAUUUUCCAAAGAGACCACUUUUGGAUCAGCCGCCUUUAAGUGCCAACUUCACCCGCCUGGUUUUCAAGCCCGAGCUCGGGAUAUGUGCGUAUGCGUACGCCGUGACUCUCGAAGGCGCCAGGAGGCUUCUGCACCAGGAGACGCAAUCUUUCACCUCGGCAAGCGCUGCUGACUUUGCUCUGCGGCGAUUCUGCAGGGUUUACAAGAACUGGGGAACAGCGGCAAAUUGUAUAGGUGCUUGGCCUUCUCUGUUCACGAGCUAUCGGGCUCCUGGACCGACCGGCAAAGACUCGGACCGCACGACCUACGCCGGGCCGGCAUGGAGAGAUGUUGGUAUGUCAUCGCACACCGUGUUCUCCACUCGGCUGAACUUCGAGGCCUUGCUCAAACCAAGAGGUGGUUCACAAAGGGUGAUCAAAAGCCAAUGGCCGGAUGAAACGCUGUUGAGGGAAUACACUGGUGAGCUGAAGUUGCCUCAAGGACGAGGCAUCGAGCUGGUCGGACACGAACGGCUACCGUAGUUCGAACGAGUAUGAUAGCCAGCAAAUUGUCCGGGCAAGAAUAAGAAUGCCUCAGUGCCGUCAGCUAGAUCAGUCUCUCAUGGGCGUUGUACCGCUGCAAGAUCUGCUUGCAAGUUCAUGUCUUAAAGCUGUGACCUGCCGAGAUCAUCAAAGCAGUCCAAGACAAUACUGCUUAAUCGUGGUUCAGUCGUCGCUAUGGAGCAGUAAAACCUUGCCCUCAAGUUUGUCAGCAUCUCGGGCAACGUAACGUCCGCUUAUGCUCUGAUGC